AUUUCGUCAAUGGAGAGCCAGAUCAGCAGAUACGACAUGCUCUUUCCACUUGCACGAGUCCAUUGUUGAAUGCUGCUGAUGCCCCAAAAAAUGCCAGCUUCCCAUUCCAGGGAACUCUACUACUGGAUUCAAGAAUCUCAAAAAUCUACGUCAAAUUCACGAUCAACCACGAAUACAAAGUAACCCUCCUGACAAUCUUAAUCCUCUUGAGAAACCUUCUUGAAAGUUUCCUUUAUCUUGUAAAAAAUGCCUCACUAAUUCUCUGCUAUUUCCACUCUGAAAACUAAAUAUUACAGCUUUAACUUGGAUGGUUGAUUGUCAAUCUGACAUUAGCGAUUCCAGGCAAGAGGAUGAUUUAGAUUCGAACGGUGCAGUGGUUGCAAAAACAAGGCACCAAGCACAUGGCAAAAAGUUGAGAAGAAAUGAGCUUAAUGAGCAUUUUCAAGAGUUGGGAAAUAUACUAGAUUCAGUUAGGCUCAAGAAUGACGAGGCAACGAUCGUUAUCAGCCCAAUCCAAGCACUGAAAGAUUUAGCUUCUGAAGUCAGCAGACUACAGUCUGAACAAGCAGCAAUUCUUCAAGAUAUUAAAAAGCUUGCAAAGGAGAACAAAGAGUUAAGAGAAAAGACUUCUCUGCAAUUUGAUGUUGGGGCUUUUGAAGUGCAACGCCAGCAAAGACAUAGAUCCAUGUUUCCAAGAUCUGCAAUUGAUCCUUCAGCUGUCAUGGCUUGUGCAUUUUCAUAUCCAGUUGCUCAAUCUGUCUCCUCUGGUCCAUAUCCAAGGCAUACUCCAUCUCUGCAUCCAAAGCCCUUUUUGGCAAAUCAAUCUGCUGUCCCAUCUGAUCCUGGUGUGAUGAUGAUCCUGCGUUCAGCUGCUGCAACUCCGCACAUCAAUAAGCCAUCUUCCAGGAAUGCUUCAACACCUUGCAUUUUUGGCAAGGAAAUUGCCAGAAAUGGAUCAUCUGGUCAAGACAGAAGUGGUAAUGGUGAGAAAAGUGGUGAUAUUCCUGAUAUGGUAACUGAUUUGGAGCUUGCAAUUCCAGGAUCUACAGCUCAGAAGCCAUUGCCUCGAGACAAGGGCAAGCGACCACUGAGGGACUAGCCAAUUAUUUGAGGAAGUGUUCUUUCCUCUGAAGGUCCCCAAGCACUGUCAUCAAUAUUUCACUGUGUUAAAUAUCAUGAGCCCCAUAGCCUGCAUAUAUGUAUGUUGUGGUAGCCUGUUCUUUCCCCAGUGAUCUUCUAGUCCGAGUCCUACACAGCUGAGUCUUCAGAUACAAAUAUAUGAGGCUAGAAAUGAAGCUGUAGUCUUAGCAAUUUGCUGGACAUCUUUAGCUAAAGACAAGCUUGUUAGAAACUCUAGUUCAUGAAUAUUAGACUUAUGUUAUCUUACAUGAAUGGAUUUCCAGCAAUGUGCUUAUUUAUUGCUUUAGU
Messenger RNA from Coffea eugenioides, 1428 nucleotides. RefSeq names its product transcription factor bHLH121-like. Gene Ontology annotation, molecular function: protein dimerization activity; DNA-binding transcription factor activity. The transcript has 5 exons. Bases 308 to 1099 code for a protein of 263 amino acids. Gene Ontology annotation, biological process: intracellular iron ion homeostasis. Lineage: Eukaryota; Viridiplantae; Streptophyta; Magnoliopsida; Gentianales; Rubiaceae. The record is from RefSeq and is a predicted model, not a curated record.